UUACAUUGAGAACGAACGACUUAAAAUGAACGACUGGAGAGAGGACGGGGGCAAAGCCACGCUCGUCUGAACAUCGUGACGGCGGCACGGACACAACCAUCCUUAUAGGUUUCACUUCACUUUCGGAUCAACGACGGCGAGGCUGCAUAUCAAACCCUUGACAAUCGCCCGAUUGAGCUGCAUUUAUCGACAUGUAACACGAGAUAUUCCUACCUCACAUCCCCUAUCAUCAGGCACGGAGACCCUUUGGGUCUAGACUCAGGCAAUGUUGUGGUUACUGCGCCCGUCCGGUCUCCGGCUCGGACGAUGGGGUUUGUUGGUUGUUGGUCUUUCGGUCUAUGAUUUAUGGGCUUUGUAGACAUUCCACAUGGUAUGUAUAAUCAACUAAAACCUGAUGACGAAGUCUCCAAACAGAAUCAAUCAAGCCCAGCCAUAGUCACAAGGCAGACUUGAGGGCUUCCAAGUUGUUCGCAUCAGGUGAUUUGCACUGUAUCAAAUCUCUAGACCUCUCACAUAUAGGCGGACGACGGAGCGGCUGAGCAUGAGCCACACCAAUUCCAAGCGGCAAGGCGCCCAGGAUCUGACUGACUGCCAGCUGGAUAAGGCUCUGCGGAAGAAAGUCCAUUUCCUUCUUCUAUCAACUUUCUGAAAGCACAUCAGAACAUCUAAUUAAUACAGCAUACAUCUUCGACAGGGACGCGCUUGAACACUUAUGAUGCCCCCGGUCUUGCGAUCACACCGGAAGCGGAUGGCAACCGAUGAAUUACAGGAAGAACGCUCCAUUCCACCGCCGCCGUCCGCUAGGGUUCCCCAAGUCCUGGUUAACAGUGACCGGAACCAGAUCCUAGAACUUGCCGUUGCCAACGAUGCCGUGGCAGAAACACCUCAGCGGACUUCCCUUGGACUAUCGCAGGACCGUCAGUUAGUAAUCCAGUCUUCGACAACCAACAAUGUAGUCAGCACGUAUGUCCCACCCCGACGUCCAGCCAAACGGAGCGACUUCAGCAUUGCCAUCAUCUGCGCGCUCCCAUCAGAGGCCACUGCCGUGGACGCUGUCUUCGACGUCUACUGGGAUGACGAGGGUCCACCUUACGACAAAGUUGCCGGUGAUCCCAAUGCGUAUACCACCGGUGCCAUUGGUCGUCACAAUGUUGUUCUCGCACACAUGCCGGGGAUAGGGAAAGUCGGCUCUGCGCUGGUGGCAUCCAACUGCAGGCACAGUUUCCCCAACAUCAAGCUCGCACUUGUUGUGGGGGUCUGUGGCGGCGUCCCUUUUAGCUCUACACAUGAUGUCAGCACAGAGAUUAUACUUGGCGAUGUUAUUAUCAGUGAUGGGAUCAUUCAGUACGAUUUAGGACGACAGUAUGAUGAUCACUUCGAAAUCAAGGCCGGGCUUUUGGAUACUCUCGCCAGGCCCAGUUUAGAAGUACGCUCUUUUCUCUCGCAACUGAAGGUCCCGCGGCAGAGGAAGAUGCUUGAAGAGGAAAUGGCCAAGAUCAUGUCGGUCCUGUCGGUCCUGCCCGCCCAGUCGGGCCUGUCUACCCAAUAUCCAGGCGCAGCAAAGGACAAGCUUUAUAAGGCAACCUACAGCCAUAUCCGCGAAAAGGAGUUGUGCGAGACCUGUGGGUGCGACGACGAAUUAGUGACACGCGAGAGGCUCGGCCAUGAAACUCCGCAUCCUAUGGUUCACCUGGGUAUCAUGGCUUCAGGCGACAACGUCGUGAAAUCAGCACCAUAUCGCGACAAGAUUGUGGCGGAAUCGAAAUUGAAAUUGGAGGCGAACAUCAUAGGGUUCGAGAUGGAAGGAGCAGGAGUUUGGGACACCUUCCCUUGUAUUGUGAUCAAGGCUGUCUGUGACUAUGCGGACAGUCACAAGGCGAAAGGAUGGCAGCCAUACGCAGCUGCUACCGCCGCCGCGUGUAUGAAAGCAUUCUUGAAGAAAUGGACUCCUUCUCCUUCUCCUCAGGACGAUACCUUUUCUGUUCCAUACCCACGGAACAAUAACUUCGUUGGUCGGUCAGAUAUUUUAGCGACGCUACAUCAACUGUCGUGCAACUCCACCUCACAGACCCGAGUUGCUCUCUGCGGUCUUGGGGGCAUCGGGAAAACACAAAUUGCCAUCGAGUUCACAUAUCGGAUCCAGCGUACUUACCCCAACAUAUCAGUCUUUUGGGUCCACGCAAGCAACCACGAGCGGUUCCGUGAAGCAUACACUGCUAUCGCACAGAAAUACCGGAUCCCCGGGCAUGGAGAUCCCAAAGCAAAGGUGCUGCCAUUGGUAAAGAGCUGGUUAGAAAGCCAGGAGUGUGGUCAGUGGAUCAUGGCAAUCGAUAAUGCUGAUGAUCUGGAGCUUUUCUUCAACAGAAAUGAUGGAUUGGGACGCUACCUUCCAGAGUGUGCGCACGGGACUAUCCUCAUCACCACAAGAAACCUGCAGGUCGCCUCCAGGCUAACAAAAGGAAUGGCCUCGUCCGUUAUUAGGAUCGGAAAGAUGGAUGAAGUCGAGACAGCCCAGUUGCUCUCAACACGGCUUGCAGAAAUCGACACGAUGCCUGGGGAUUAUGCAGGACUUUCUGCUCGGCUUGAGUAUCUACCAUUGGCACUGGUUCAGGCGGCUUCGUUCAUCCAAGAGAACAGUAUCACGAUCUCUCGAUACAUCCAACUCCUGGACGAGAGCGACCAGACUCUUAUCGAUCUACUUAGUGAAGACUUUGAAACGGUCGGGAGAGACUCGGAAACUCCUCGCGCAGUAGCAGAGGCUUGGAUUAUCUCUUUUAAGCAAAUUCACAAUCGGAACACCCUCGCAGGCGAGCUUCUUUCAAUCAUGAGUUUCCUCGAUCGCCAGACCAUUCCCUACGAAUUUCUUUUCACGUACGCCAAAGACCACGGUGCAGGAGAGCUUCAGCUCAUCAAGGCACUAGGGGUACUAAAAGCGUUUUCAUUUGUCACUGAAGACAAAGACCAGAAAUUUGAUAUGCAUCAACUCGUGCAUUUGGUCACUCGAAAAUGGCUGGUUCAGAACGGCAUAAAGCAAAAAUUCGCCGAGCGGGCACUCUUGGUCGUGACUGUGUGUUUCCCGUGGGGGGAGUACAAGAAUUGGACUAUAUGCAACGCAUACCUCCCGCACGCCACUGCUGUGUUAAAACUAGGAGAAGACAUCUCCUCAAGACAAGGAAAGCUGGCGAGAGCAAGACUUCUUCAUUAUGCGGGCGCGCUUUUUUCUGGACGGGGAGAUUACCAGAGCGCGGUAUUGUACCAGAAAGAAGUGUGGGAGAUCAAUCAAGCCCACUUGGGCGAAGAGCACCCAAUCACAUUAACCAGUAUACACAACCUAGCAUUAACAUACCAGUCACAAGGCCGGUGGAAGGAGGCCGAAUUACUACAGCUGCAAGUACUGGAAAUUGCAAAGAGGGUUCUAGGAGAAGAACAUCCCGAUACAUUGGCUAGUAUGAACAACCUAGCAUUAACAUACCAGUCACAAGGCCAGUGGAAGGAGGCCGAAUUACUACAACUGGUUCUAGGAGAAGAGCAUCCCGACACACUGGUGAGCAUUCACAACCUUGCAUAUACUUGGAAGGUCAUGGGCCGCCUUGAGGCAGCUGUAGAGUUGAUGCAGGAGUGUGUUCGCCUCCGUCAGAAGGUCUUGGGCUCGGAUCAUCCCGAUAGCGUCGAAAGUUCGUCGGCACUGGAAGAAUGGCAGGGUUUGAGAGGCGAAGGCGGUGGCAACGGGAACACACACGGCAAUUCUGAGGCAAACGCUGCAAUGAAGAGCGGUGAGAACGCCGGUGGGAGCAGCAGUCACCACGAAGACGUCGAUAACGGCACGGAUGACGAUGCUGGUCACGAGGGCAACGAGCACGGGAACAAUAAGGCUGGCCAGAGCUCAGAAUCUCAGCAUUGUCAGGCCACCAGGGAUGGGGAUGAGAAAGGCAACAUCGGGGACGGAAUCCAAGAUGGCGAGGGGCGGCGCAGCAGCGAAGAUGGGAACACAGUUGAGGCUGACGAAAGUGGAUAUGGGCCUGAGCCAGAACGUUUCUAG
Messenger RNA from Podospora bellae-mahoneyi, 4039 nucleotides. RefSeq lists its product as uncharacterized. Bases 713 to 4039 code for a protein of 1108 amino acids. Gene Ontology annotation, molecular function: catalytic activity; protein binding. The transcript is spliced from 5 exons. The record is from RefSeq and is a predicted model, not a curated record. Gene Ontology annotation, biological process: nucleoside metabolic process. NCBI's taxonomy places the organism in Eukaryota, Fungi, Ascomycota, Sordariomycetes, Sordariales, Podosporaceae.